CUGGGGGCAGAAAACAAAGGGAAGGAGUCACUUUCAUUCCUUGAUUUUGGGUUUUCACAGGCAUCUGGCAGCCCACUGCUAGAAACAGAAGGCCGAGCUAAACAGGCCUUUGUUCUUCCAGGCAGGUCCUUAGAUUCUUUCACUCCUGUUUCACUUCAACUGCGCAAUACACCACACUUCUGUUUACCUGAGUUGCAUAUCUUGGGGACAAGCUUUCAUACCCUCUCACCACCAUAUAGAAAACACUCCAGAAAGGAGAGUGACCCAGGCAUGUGAGAAGAGGAGCUCAUGCAAAAGCCCCUGCCACCGAGAUGGAAGAGGCACCUUCCCACCCUCUUGUGACUUUCCUAAAUGUAGCUCCAAGCUACGUGCCCCACACCAAGGUGGAGUGUCACUACAACCUCCCAGCUGGCCUGAAGCCAUCGGCUAGAGAUUGGAUUGGGAUCUUUAAGGUGGAAGCCUCUUCAGUGCGUGAUUAUCACACCUUUGUAUGGUGCUUGGUGCCAGAUGGUAGACCUUCUGCAAGGGCCUUCUUUCACUGUAGUGUUCAGUUCCAAGCCAGCUACCUGCCUAAACCGGGGCCCCAGCAAUAUCAGUUCCGCUAUGUGGAUCGCCGUGGGGAGGUGCGUGGCCAAAGCUCCCCUUUCCAGUUCAGCGAGCCACGCCCCAUGGAUGAGCUGGUCACCCUAGAGGAGGCCAGCGAUGAUGGCGGAGGCACCGAUAUGUUGCUGGUGGUUCCCAAGGCCACUCUGCUAGAGACUCAGCUGGAGGAGAGCCGUCAGGAGCAAGGAGCCCUCUUGCGGGAGUCCUGCCGCUUGAAGGAUGAGGUUCAAGAGCUGCGGAGCCGCGUGGCGGAGCUGGAAGCCGUGCUGAGCUCUCUGAGGGACGACCACACCAAGCUGGCUGCACAGUACAAGGAAUUGUCAGAUACCUAUAAGGAGGUGUCCAAACAGAGAGACACCCUGAGCCUUCAAGAAACGGAGCACUUGGCCCGAAUCCAGGAGCUGGAAGGCGAUAUCCAGGCCAUGGGUGAGAAGAUGCUGCAGAGGGAGACAGAACUCGACAGAGUGAAGGAUACAGUCAAGUCCCUCCUCCGGGAACAAGAGCAGAUUCAUACUCAGCUCAGAGAAGAGAAUGCUGAGAAAGAACAAUACCAGGUGAAGCUGCAAGCCUCCGAGGAGGAGAGCCGCCACCUGGCCUCUGACCUGCAGGAAGCCAAGACCCUUCACGGCGAGAAAGUCUCACAGACUCUGGUGCUGCAGGAGGACAUUAACAAGCUGCAGCAGAAGCUGGCCGCCGCUAAUCGCCGCACCGCUCAGAUGGAGUCCUUGUGUGAGCAGCUGCGCUCCACCCAGGACAUCCUGGCGGCCAGCCAGCAGAAGGUGGCCCUCUUAGGGGAAGAGUUGGCUAGCGUGGCCUCCAUCCGGGACCGCACCAUCUCCGAUCUGCACAAGAGCCGUCUCGAGGCUGCCGAAACCAACAUCAAACUGGCUGAUAUGACCCUCAAGUGGAAAGAGGGGAAAGGCCAGUGGUGGAAGGAGAAGACCACUCUGCUGCAGAGCAUGGAGGUGGAGAAGGACAAGAUCCUGAAGCUGAGCGCCGAGGUGCUGCGCCUGGAGAAGAGCCUUCAAGAAGAGCGAGCACAGCGGCAAGUCUUGCGUAUGGAGUUGGCCCAAGAACGCGACUCCAGUCUGGUGCAGGUCUCGGAGGGUCGUCGAGAGUUACGUGAGCUGCGGGCCGCCCUGCAGGUUGCCCAGAAAGAGAAAGAGCAGCUCCUGGCUGAAAAGCAGGAGCUGCUGGUAUACAUGAGGCGCCUUGAAGAGCGCCUGGAGAAGGUCGCUGAUGAGAAAUGGAGUGAAUCUCUUCUGGGGGAUGAAGAGGACGGACCACAGGAAGCCACUGGCGGCCUGGAUUCGCCCUUGUCGGACUCUGAGGAUGAAUGCCCUGAGGACAUGCGCCUGCCUGCCAAGCUGGGCUCUUACACUCUGUGUGACAACCGGGCUGCCACCACCACCCCGCCCUGUGCCCGCGGACCUGCUCGUGCUGUGGUGAUCAGCCAGCCAGCGCCCAUCGCUAGCCAGAUCAAACAGCCGACAGAGGAUUCCAGCUCUGACUCGGAGGCGGAGGAUGAGAAGGCGGUGCUGAUGGCGGCUGUGCAGAGUGGUGGGGAAGAAACCAACCUGCUGCUUCCAGAGCUGGGCAGUGGCUUCUACGAAGUGGCCAGUGGGCUGACAGAACGCCAGAUGUCGGAACCUGGGACCUGCGGGAUGGGCGCCUCCCCCUUGGACCUGCCCUCGCCCGCAUUUUGGAAGGAAUGCCCCAUCUGCCACGAGCGCUUCCCUGCUGAAAUCGACAAGGAAACAAUAGAUGCCCAUGUCGAUGGGCACCCAUUUUUCAGCACCCACGACCCCUUCAUUUUUGAGUGAUCCUUUUCUUCCCUCCCCACCCACUGUGCGCCCCCUCGGUCAGUCUUCCCUUUCCCCCUUGAGUGGGAUCCAGGCUGUGAGUAUCUCCCCUCCCUUUCCUGCCCAUGGAGAGCUUGUUAAGAUGAAUGCAGUGCCGUAGUGGAGCAGCUUUGCUUGCUAGGUGGGGAAAAGGGGGUGCCAUUUUCCUAGCCCCCCCCAGCUGCCCCCAAAGCAGAGCAGUCAGAGUCAACUUGCAUUAGGAAAGAAAGACAAGAAUUGGCACAGAUGCAGACACUCACCCACACACAUAAGGAUCUGUAGGUAUAUAGUCAUAUAUAUGAGCACACAUUAAGGGGCGAAUAGCCUGUUGCCCACUGGAUGUUGGACUACAACUCCCAUUAUCCUUCAUCAAAAGCUGUCCCCAGUGAGGCUAAUAGGAAUAGAGUCCAUCAACAUCUGGAGGGUGACCGUUCCCUCACCGCUGCGCUAAACCAAAGCCAACUAUUGACAGAUGAAAAAACAACAUUAAAUGAAAGAUGUCGUACCUCCUGCAGGUGAAAAAACCUGUUUAUAUAUGAUUGGUUAUCUAGAGGUAUCAAAGAGAGUUUUGGGAGAAGGUAGGAUACUGUCUUUGAGUCAUUUUAACUUUGUUUCUCUGUCCUGUUCUUGGUUAUCCCAGCAUAAGCCAUCACGUGAAUGUAGGAAGUAGUGAAUCUAGCUGUUCUCCUUUGGUGGAGAAUUAGUCCAGCAAGGGUGUGUCAGUGAAGUACCUUGUUCUAGGAGACUCCCUUGUUCCACCAGUUCUUGGGAACUUCUGGAAACCUCAGUGGUUUCAGGUUCUGGCUGUGGAACUAGAGGUCGAGAGUUCAAUUCCCAAGUGGUGCCUUCUUGACAGAGGCUUGGCUUGAUGAUCCAUAGGGUCCCUCCCUGCUCUGCAGUUCUAAGAGUAUUAUUAAUGUUGUGUCUUGGUUUUGGGCAUGGUUGGGUGUGUCACAAAAUAAUGAGCACAUUGAUAUAUUCACAGGAUAAUAAUCUAAACUCAUAGGCCCUCACGUUUCUGGGCAACACACAUGGGUCAGUCCCGUCCAUUAAAAAAGGACGAUUGUCCUGACAUCACAUACAGGGUUUUCUUCACUCUUGAGAUCUGGUGGGCUACAGGAUCUAUGGACCCACAUCCUAGAAUAAAUGAAACAAAUUCUCCAUAAAUCAUAAGCAGUAAAGAUAUCUGCUUCUAAAAUAAUCAUAGAAAAGUUUACAGGUGUCAGACGAAAGAGCCAGAUGAGAUUGGGAAUCCAGUCUUGUAACAAAUUAACUAAUGGUUUAUCACAGAAUGCCAUCAUAAGGACUAGAAACAUAGGUGACAUUGGGGAUUUAAUUUAUUCUAAAAGGAAACCAUAGGUGAAUUUAGAGGUGGAAACUAUACAAGUGUGGAAUACAAAGGCAUGGGUUUAGAGAGUCUUCCCUAGUCGUCUGCUUUUGCUAGGUGGUUGUGUGGAUUUUCACACACCCUCGCCCCAAAUUUCCACCUUAAGAA
Messenger RNA from Pogona vitticeps (central bearded dragon), 3939 nucleotides. The record is from RefSeq and is a predicted model, not a curated record. Lineage: Eukaryota; Metazoa; Chordata; Lepidosauria; Squamata; Agamidae.